GGAAAAGAACUUGUGAUAUACUAAUAAAAGUGACUCAAGCAUAUAUGGAUUUACCUCUACAUGCAAUAGGCUUUCAAGUCGACGACUUGUCACCGCGCAAAGUCACUGGGCAUCUUCACCUCACUGAAAAGGCUUGUCAGCCAUUUAAGGUGUUACAUGGAGGAGUGUCUGCAUUGAUAUCAGAGGCACUAGCGAGUAUGGGAGCACAUAUGGCAUCUGGAUGGAGUAGAGUAGCAGGUUUACAACUAAGUAUCAAUCACAUCAAGAGUGCUAACCUGGGUGAUCUUGUUUUCGCUGAGGCAACACCUCUCCAAACUGGGAGGACCAUUCAGGUAUGGGAGGUGAUACUGUGGAAGAUGGAUCCUUCUAAUUCAGAAAAGAGAUUACUUAUAUCAUCAUCAAGGGUAACUCUUAUCACAAACUUGCAUGUGCCCAAGGACGCCGAGGAUGCAGCUCAAAAUCUAAAGAAGUACUAUUCAAAAUUUUCAAAAUUAUGAACCACAUGGUGUUACCUCAAAUACUUAUUUUUAUAAUAACAACCUACCAUUUAUUUGUCUUUUCUAAACCAUUUUACAUUUUUAUGUUUUAAUUAACCAACUAGCUUUCAAAGUU
Molecule: messenger RNA, 612 nt
Organism: Erigeron canadensis
Lineage: Eukaryota; Viridiplantae; Streptophyta; Magnoliopsida; Asterales; Asteraceae
Product: 1,4-dihydroxy-2-naphthoyl-CoA thioesterase 1-like
Exons: 3
Coding region: 45-497 (150 amino acids)
Biological process (GO): phylloquinone biosynthetic process
Cellular component (GO): peroxisome
Molecular function (GO): 1,4-dihydroxy-2-naphthoyl-CoA thioesterase activity
Source: RefSeq, a predicted model, not a curated record